AUGCUAUCGACAACUGCGUCGCCCAUUUCGUCACAGCUCUCAUGGAGGUGCAGGGCGCUUGUGAUUCCUGGCGCUGGUGUCGUCUCUACGCGCGCGAGGCACAGAGAUGUGGCGGGGGUGCGUCGGUGCCGCUUGCUUCAUCCGUGCAUCUUGUCUGCCAGUAGCAUGUCAUGCCACCUAACCUCGACGCAUAAGCUGUUCAGCACCUGGGGGAUUUCGGAAUCAGGUCCAGUGAAUACGGACGGACCGAACGCAGCAGCAGCAACGUGCGAAGACUCCAGUGCAACGGAAUCGGACACUUCUUCGACCGCUGCACAGGCAUCUGCGCUGGCAAGCGAAGUUCGGCAGCUCCGCCAGCAGGUGAGCGAUCUCAAGGAGGCCCUCGAGGAUAGUCAAGAAGCUCUCAAGCAGCUCUUGAUCUUGUCCGCGUCGCAGACGCUGCAGUCUGCGUGGCGAGCCGCAGCGGCGGCACAAGCAUCAACACCCGCGGGCGCCACCGCUUCUGCUUCAGUUUCAUCUCUGGAUGGUCGUCGGCACCGACAGGGCGCAUGGUUUGUUGUGCGCACGAGCGAGGAGCUCAUGAGCGCCCUGCGCGGGCACGGCAGCGAGCACGCCUCGCACACGGUGCUGCUGGACGGGAAGCUGUUCAUCCUCGACCCCUACGCCCCCGUUGUCGUCAACCAAACACGCGUGUCCAUUGUAGGAAACAACGCUACCAUCAUUGGGCGAAUCGCCGUGAAAGGCCGCGGCGCGCUGCUGUCCGCCUCGGACGUCUUCCUCCUGGAGCCAGGUGACAUGCAUCUCCGGUGCGCGACCCAUGGCAGUGGUGACGAGGUCUCCGCUACUGCUGCUGCUGCGGCGGCGACGGCGCCGCUCUCGAUCAACCCAACGGGCCGAAAGGAUAAGAAUGCUGCCGGGCUCCUCAAGCCGGUCGUCAGUGCCACCGUCGGCGCCGGUGUCCACCUGAACCGCUGCACGCUGAGCAGCGGCCGAGACGGCGUCUACUUGGGCAUGGGCAGCCACUGCACCCUCAACUGUGUACGCAUCGUGAACUGCAUCCGCGGGCUGUAUGAGGGGGUUGGCUGCCGUACCUCGAUGCUGUCGGCGUGCACGUUCCAGUCCAAUCGGUAUCAUAUGGUGCUGCUGGGGCCCAGCAACGCUGAGCGAGCCACGCAGAUGUUCCGCAGAGCGUCGGGUGCUCGCGCUGUGGCGGUGGCGAGCCCGAGUGCUGCGACGGAUACGGAGGGGACAGCUUAUUCGGUGGUGUUCACCAGCUCUGCCUCGACCACAGACGUCCUUCCGCCCGGUUUCACCAGCGCCGGUGCCAUUGCGACGCGGCAGACGAAGGCGCAGGUGGUGCUGCAGCAUUGCCCUAUCACAGACGUCUACAGCGACUGCUGGUGCGACGGGGUCAAGGUGGAGCUCUCUGCGCAAGACGCGACGGCCGGGCUCAGUGACCCUCUCUUCUAA
Messenger RNA from Leishmania mexicana MHOM/GT/2001/U1103, 1470 nucleotides. RefSeq lists its product as hypothetical. The record is from RefSeq and is a predicted model, not a curated record. The transcript has a single exon. Bases 1 to 1470 code for a protein of 489 amino acids. Lineage: Eukaryota; Euglenozoa; Kinetoplastea; Trypanosomatida; Trypanosomatidae.